Cantharellus anzutake is the source of this 981-nucleotide messenger RNA. RefSeq lists its product as uncharacterized. The record is from RefSeq and is a predicted model, not a curated record. Bases 1 to 981 code for a protein of 326 amino acids. The transcript is spliced from 9 exons. Lineage: Eukaryota; Fungi; Basidiomycota; Agaricomycetes; Cantharellales; Hydnaceae. Gene Ontology annotation, molecular function: dioxygenase activity.
AUGCUACAUAUUUGGGCCAGACGAUCCGAGCUUGUGCACAUUCUGUUGAAAGCUUUACGCGAACAUGGUUUCUUCUACGUCAUCAAUCAUGGUAUCUCACCUGAAACAAUCCAGUCUCAGUUCGACCUAGCGCAGGCGACGUUUGAUAGCGUUCCUCAAGAAGAAAAGAAAAAGUACGAGGCACAACCGGCAGAAACUGGCUCCUUUCGGGGAUAUAAAAUCAAAGAUGCCGGAUUGAACCAGGCCGAGUGGUAUAACUUGGAUCUGCAUGACAUAUACCCGCCAGAGAGUCAUCCAAGCAUUCUUCGGCCUCACCUGAAGGAAGUCGAGGAGUUUCUAAAGACAGUCCACCACACUGUGCUGAAGCGUGUUACGGCCCUAAUUUCCCUUGCCCUAGAGCUUCCGGAGCAAUUCCUCUGGACGCAGUUUGAUCGAGAGGCAGAACCCGAACGUGAUUGUCUGAAGUACACGAUGUAUCACCCUAUGACUUCCGCAGUUUCAAAAUCCUGUGACGGGAUAUUCUUGCAAGGGCACACGGACACCAAUCAUAUCACAACUUUAUUCUCACAGCCUAUUGCUGGGCUGCAAGUCUUAAUGCCUGAUAAACGAUGGAAAUGGGUCAAGCAUCGAGAUAAUGCGAUUAUUAUGAACGUCGGUGAUCAGCUGGCAUUCCAAUCAGGGGGCAUAUUCAGGGCUGCGAUGCAUCGAGUCGUUCAGCCCCCGGAAGACCAAGUUCAUCAGCGCCGACUUGGCCUAUUUCAUUUUUCCAGGGCAUUUCCAGGUAUUUCGCUCCAGCCAAUCAAGGAAUCACCUCUUGUCCAGCGUGAAGGAAACCUCAUUUUUCCUUCGGAACAGGAAGCCCCUACUACUGACGGAUGGGAAGCCGCGCGACUGAGAAGCUAUGGUCGGGUGGAGCUCAUUCGCGGGGAGGAAUACGAUGUUUCUUUCGUCGACGGCAUUGAGGUUAGGUGGUAUAAUUAG